Molecule: messenger RNA, 1773 nt
Organism: Chiloscyllium plagiosum (whitespotted bambooshark)
Lineage: Eukaryota; Metazoa; Chordata; Chondrichthyes; Orectolobiformes; Hemiscylliidae
Source: RefSeq, a predicted model, not a curated record
AGAUCUGGCAGCAUCUGUAGAGAAAUCAGAGUCAGUGUUAGUUAACGUUUUGGAUCCGAUGACUCUUCCUCAGAAGGGCUCCUUGUGCCUAUCUUGGUGUUAGUUAUUGCUGUGUGUGUCUGUUGCGGUGUGUGCCACACUAACCCGGUGUGUUCUGUGCUAUCCCAGUAUGUGCUGUGCUAUCCUGGUGUGUACCUCACUAUCCCGCUGUGCACUGCACUAUUCCGGUGUGUGACACACUAUCACAGUGUGUGUUGAUCUAUCCUGGUUAUGUGCUAUGCUAUCUUGGUGCAUACCAUACUAUCCCGGUGUGUGCCUCACUAUCCCGCUGUGUGUGCCGCGCUAUCCCGGUGUGUGCCGCACUACCAUGGUGUGUCCUGUGCUACCCUGGUGUGUCCUAUGCUAUCCCAGUGUGUGUGUGUCAUGCUAUCCCAGUGUGUGCCACACUAUCCUGGUGUGUCCCGAGCUAUCCCGGUGUGUGUGUGUCAUGCUAUCCCGGUGUGUGUGUAUCAUGCUAUCCCGGUGUGUGCCACACUAUCCCCUGUGUCCCGCGCUAUCCCGGUGUGUGUGUCAUGCUAUCCCGGUGUGUGCCGCACUAUCCCAGUGAGUCCCACGCUAUCCCGGUGUGUGUGCCAUACUAUCCCCUGUGUCCCGCGCUAUCCCGGUGUGUGUGCCACACUAUCCCCUGUGUCCCGCGCUAUCCUGGUGUGUGUGCCACACCAUCCCCUGUGUCCCGUGCUAUCCCGGUGUGUGUGUCAUGCUAUGCCGGUGUGUGCCGCGCUAUCCCGGUGUGUGCCACACUAUCCCGGUGUGUGUGUCAUGCUAUGCCGGUGUGUGCCGCGAUAUCCCGGUGUAUGCCGCGAUAUCCCGGUGUAUGCCACACUAUCCCGGUGUGUCCCGCGCUAUCCCGGUGUGUGUGCCACGCUAUCCCGGUGUGUGCCGCGCUAUCCCGGUGUGUGUGUCAUGCUAUCCCGGUGUGUGCCGCGCUAUCCCGGUGUGUGCCACACUAUCCCGGUGUGUGUGUCAUGCUAUGCCGGUGUGUGCCGCGCUAUCCCGGUGUGUGCCACACUAUCCCAGUGUGUCCCGCACUAUCCCGGUGUGUGUGCCACGCUAUCCUGGUCUGUGCCACACUAUCCCCUGUGUGCCGCGCUAUCCCAGUGUGUUCCAUGCUAUCCUAGUGUGUGCCAUGCUAUCCUGGUCUGUGCCACACUAUCCCCUGUGUGCUGCGCUAUCCCGGUGUGUGUGCCACACUACCCCAGUGUGUACCGUGUAUCCCGGUGAGUGUCGUGCCAUCCCGGUGCGUGCCAUGUUAUCCCAGUGUAUUGAAACCUCCCUUUCAAUGCUGUGUAUCACUUGCCUUAAUAGCUCCUGGUGGUAGCAGAUUCCACAUUUUCCCCACUGUCUGGGUGGCAAUAUACACCUUUCAAUAAAGAGGUGCAACAAGAUGUGCAUUCUCUUCUUAAUUUCAGAGUUUGUGGAGCACAUAUUUAGCUGUGUUCAUAACAGAUACAACAAAAAGGAUUUCUCAGUCUGACUGUAAGAUCUAGGAUUCAGUUCUCAGGUGGGUGAAUGGGUCAGACAGAGUGGGCAAGUGAGGACACCACCCUGGGAUCAGCCUCUCAAUGAGCAAGGGUUGAAAAUGCUGCUGUCUAUAGCAGGGGUGACAGUCAGGCAGGGAGUGUCAGAAUGAGAGGCCGUGGUUUCUUGCAGGCUGAUGUCCAUGUAAAAACAGAUCUUUUUGCAGUACUAAAUAAAGAGAGACCCCAUAACCUC